Molecule: messenger RNA, 1182 nt
Organism: Dioscorea cayenensis subsp. rotundata (Guinea yam)
Lineage: Eukaryota; Viridiplantae; Streptophyta; Magnoliopsida; Dioscoreales; Dioscoreaceae
Product: UPF0481 protein At3g47200-like
Exons: 2
Coding region: 1-1182 (393 amino acids)
Source: RefSeq, a predicted model, not a curated record
AUGACAGCCGCAACAGAGAUAGUGUUGGAGAUGGACCCAUUGUUGGAUUCCAUCAAGGAGAAGCUCAAGAUUAUCAAAAUCCAAACCCUUGAAGAGGAAGAGCCAUGCACCAUCUAUCGAGUAGUCCCAUCGAUUCGUGGAGAAGAUGGAGCUGUCUUCGACCCCAAGAUCAUCUCCAUUGGUCCUUUCCACCAAAACAAGAAGCACCUCUUGCCAAUGGAGGAGAUCAAAUGGUGCUACCUGCACAAACUUCUUAGUCGAGUUCCGGAGAACACAUUGGAGGAGUUGCUGGGAGUUGUCGGUGCUCAAGCUCCUCAAGCUCGAAAAAUGUACUCAGAGAAGCUUUGUCUUGAACCUGAUGCCUUUGUCAAGAUGUUGUUGCUUGAUGGUUGUUUUAUUGUUGAGUUUCUUGUCAGGUUUGUCCUUGAAAAGAACCAUGGUCAACUCACAGAUACUAACUGGAAGAUGCCUCUUGUGAGGAGUGAUCUUUUAUUGCUUGAAAAUCAAAUUCCUUUCUUCAUUCUACAAUCCUUAUUUGACUCCUCAGUUUCCUCAUUGUUUGAUUUCAAGAACCAAAAUGACCCUCCCAUCACUUUAAAGGAGCUCGCUCUUAGUUAUGUUACUCAAGGGAGGCUAGAAAUAUUGCUAGAGUCAGUGAAUAAUGUCAAAAUACAUCACUUGCUUCAUUUGUUUCAAAUUUCCCUUACUCCAAAUCCUGCGUUGAGUGGUCCUCAGCCAUUUUCAUGCAUGAAGAUGUUGAUGCAAUUUCUGAGGAAGUCUUUUGAGCAAUGCUGCCCCAACUCCGGCAGCCACUUCACAAGUUAUGCUGCUCUCAUGGACAACCUAAUCAACACACCAAUGGAUGUUGUUGUUCUUCAAGAUUGUGGUAUUAUUGAAAGCAAGUUGGGCAGUGACAAUGAGGUGGCUAUCUUCUUCAACCAGUUAUGCAGGGGUGGGUAUUUAGACUAUGAAAAUCAUUAUCUAAUUGAAGUGUUCAAAGAUGUGAGAAAAUUCAGCUCAUCUAGUCGCCAUAGAUGGAGAGCAAUGUUGAUUCAUGAUUAUUUCAGCAAUCCUUGGGCUAUCAUCUCCUUUGCAGCAGCAUUUGUUCUCCUUGGCCUCACAAUUGUGCAGACUGUAUUUGCCAUUUUGUCAUAUGUUCACCCUCCUAAACAACCAACUUAA